This is a messenger RNA of Marasmius oreades (fairy-ring Marasmius), 1116 nucleotides long. RefSeq lists its product as uncharacterized. Bases 1 to 1116 code for a protein of 371 amino acids. The transcript is spliced from 3 exons. Lineage: Eukaryota; Fungi; Basidiomycota; Agaricomycetes; Agaricales; Marasmiaceae. The record is from RefSeq and is a predicted model, not a curated record.
AUGGCGGAGCGACUCGAGCUUCUCCUCAAGUCAUCGCCGCACCUUGCACUCCUCAUCAAAGCCCUCCACAUCAACUCCCACUGGGUUACUGAAUGGCUCAAAGAAGACGAGUCUUUGCCAUUCAUUCUUCCGCUCCUCGUCAAUCUAGAACGUUUUUAUAUCUCAAACAGUGAGAGGAACUCGACUUAUAUCUUCCUACCACACCUCCCAAAACCUGUACAGGAAGCAUUGUUCGCUACCUGGCGGUCACCAAAAUUGACACACAUUGCGAUGGCGGGUAUCCGUUUCGUAUCGUUCAAGGAUGUCCUCUCGGUUAUCUCCCAAUCUAGUCACUCGGUCCGGAACAUCGCGCUCUGCAUGGUCGAUGGCGAUGACAUGGAAUCUGAUGGAGAGGUCAAUGCCAAUCGCGAUAGUGGCAUCAAUGGCCAAUCAGUCAUUCCAGGUCCAUCUAGUACUCGCAAUACUGAGUCCUUGACAUUUAAUCCAUGUAAGGACGAACAUUCCGCACAAUUUUAUACAUGGCUGCUCAAUCCCGAGGCAAAAUUUUCGUGGUCUUCGCUGCACAAGUUACACUUCUACAUCGGUGGAGAAUUCACAUUUGAGGAAGAUCUCGCUCUCUUCCGUCGCAUUCUCACAGUGAGCCCUUCAAUCGAAGAACUGCAUGUUGUAACACAUGACGUGUUUGGGGAUACCUGGACAGACUCUGGUCCUCACAAGCCAGUUGACAUUUCAUCCAUUCAGGUUCUUCAUUUGGUAGUUGACUUGAUCGAAUCAGAUCUUCCGAUCCUGGAUUGGUGGUGUGACAACCUCACCUCAGUCCCAUCCCUAGCUCUGAAAGAUAUCGAGAUAUACAUGUUUGUCUCAGUCCCCCCUCCUCCUGAAACUCCACUGGAUUUAAUACCAGAAUGGAAGCAUCUGGACAAAAUACUGACCUCCAUGGACCAGGAUAUUAACUUGAAGAUCGGACUACUCCCACGGAACGCUGGCAAUUUCUACAUUGUUCCAGAGGAUUUAAAUCUCUGUUUUCCGAGAUUGAGGGACAAAGGCAGAUUGGAGAUUAAUUGUGUGUAUGAAGCUGAAAGAUGUAGACAGGUUGAAGGCCAAUACUGGGUAUGA